AUGACGAUGAAACCUUCACGCGGUACUGUCUGGCAUAAGUUACACAAGAACAUUAUCACUAUAAUCGUGAUAAGCAUGACAAUUUUAAUCGCCAGCGGCUUACAAAUUUCCUCAAAAACCACUGAACAAGCAAUCUACAAAAGAGCAUACAGUUACUUGCUUGUUAAUCUCCAAAAGACAGUAGCCUGCUUCGACGAAGUUGCUACGAAGUUUUUCAACAAGUUUAAAACUGCCUCUGCAACUGAGUGCGUUAUUAAAUGCCGAAUAGCUGCCAGCAACAAUUUAAGGGGAGUCAACUUUAUAAAAUCAGCAAAGUCAUGUUCUUGUGUUCCCACAAUUCCAGAUACAUGGUAUAAUGUCACGUUCGAUUCAACUAGAGACUGUAUGUCUUUUGUCACACAUGAUUGCCCGAAGAAUUUCGACUACGUUAUGGAAAACCACGUCUGUUUCAAUCUGCAAAGAAGUAGAAAUGUAUUUUUGAAGUCAAGAGAGGCCUGCAACAAUCUUUCGUCAUCUCAUCAGGUUGUCAUUGAAAGUUCGAACAAAAAUUUGGCCAUCAGACUGUAUGCAGUGUCCCGCGAAAUUAGUCAGUUGAGGAUUUUUUUAUAUUAA
Messenger RNA from Helobdella robusta, 612 nucleotides. RefSeq lists its product as hypothetical. The transcript has 3 exons. NCBI's taxonomy places the organism in Eukaryota, Metazoa, Annelida, Clitellata, Rhynchobdellida, Glossiphoniidae. The coding region runs from base 1 to 612 and encodes 203 amino acids. The record is from RefSeq and is a predicted model, not a curated record.